GACUGUUUUGAGAGGCAACUACCAGUCCUCGUGAUAGAGAAAGACAUCCUCUCUUCCAUUAUUUAACUAUCUUAUCAUUCAUCCUCUCUUUACUACAUUUGGUUUGUCUUUGAAAUUCUCUGAAGAACCAUGGCAGUUCUCAAUCAAAGAUCCAUGGCUCGGUGCCUUCUUUUUGCCUACACCUUUGGCCUUUGUUUCUUCUAUACAUCAGCAGAGCUUCAAAGAUUUGAACACCCCACAAAAGUGGAUAAAUCGCUUAGCUUUUUGGUCGUUGGAGACUGGGGAAGAAGAGGGGCUUUCAAUCAAUCUGAAGUUGCUUUCCAGAUGGGAAUUAUUGGAGAGAAGCUAGACAUCGAUUUUGUAGUAUCCACCGGAGAUAAUUUCUAUGAUAAUGGAUUGACUAGUGAAGAAGACAAAGCAUUUGAGGAGUCAUUUACCAAGAUCUACACAGCCAAGAGCCUGCAGAAGCAGUGGUACAGCGUAUUGGGAAACCAUGAUUAUAGGGGCAAUGCAGAGGCACAAUUGAGCCCAGUCCUCAGGAAAAUUGAUAGUAGAUGGCUUUGCCUUAGAUCUUUUAUCGUGAACUCUGAAUUAGCUGAGAUUUUAUUUGUAGACACCACUCCUUUUGUCAAAGCAUACUUCACUGAUGCGGAGGGCCAUACUUAUGAUUGGGGAGGCAUCAAAUCUCGCAAGGCUUACAUUUCAAACCUAUUAAAGGAGGUAGAAUCAACAUUGAAGGAAUCAACUGCAAAGUGGAAGAUUGUUGUUGGUCACCACACCAUUAGAAGUGUUGGACAUCACGGUGAUACAAACGAACUUACAAAGUGGCUUCUCCCAAUUCUUCAGGCCAACAAUGUUGAUUUUUACAUGAAUGGGCAUGACCAUUGCCUUGAGCAUAUCAGUGACUCAGACAGCCCUGUACAAUUUCUAACUAGUGGAGCUGGGUCCAAGGCAUGGAGGGGAGACAUUAAAGGACUGAACAGAGGUGGUCUAAACUUCUUCUAUGAUGGACAGGGUUUCAUGUCUGCGCAGUUUACCAAGACGGAGGCAGAGAUUGUAUUCUAUGACGUUAUUGGAAAGGUUUUGCAUAGGUGGAAUAUGGUGAAGCAGCUUCACCAAUCCAUAUAAAGUUCUGGAAUAAAUGUUAUUUUCAACUUACCUCGUUAAAAAUUAGUGUAUUCCUUGGUGAUUAAUUUAUAAACUUCUCAAUCCAUUUUCCCCAUUAUUAUUAUUAUAAUGGCUUAUGUACAUGAAAUAUUCAUGGUCCCAAAGUUAGUAUCAUGUUCUUAUUUCCCAAUAUCAUCAAGCUCUACAAUAUUGGUCUGAA
This is a messenger RNA of Quercus robur (English oak), 1327 nucleotides long. Its product is annotated as purple acid phosphatase 17-like. Gene Ontology annotation, molecular function: ferrous iron binding; ferric iron binding; acid phosphatase activity. The record is from RefSeq and is a predicted model, not a curated record. The transcript is spliced from 7 exons. Lineage: Eukaryota; Viridiplantae; Streptophyta; Magnoliopsida; Fagales; Fagaceae. The coding region runs from base 130 to 1128 and encodes 332 amino acids.